AUGGGUUUUGUUAACCUCUUAACUAGUCAGCUAGUUAAUGAGGGUAACUCACCUACUAUCGAUCUAGGAUUAUCAGAACUCCCACAGUUUAGUACACAUGGGUAUGAUGAUCCAGGUCUAGGUGGCAAGAAUCAGGCCGAGAGAAGGAAAUGGUCACUUAAGGAAGAUCUGGUUCUGAUCACUGCCUGGCUGAAUACAAGCAAGGACCCGGUGGUUGGUACGGACAAGAAAACUAUAGCCUUCUGGAAACGCAUCGUCUCCUACUUCAACUCAUCUCCGCAGCUUGUCGGCCAGGCGAGAAGAGAAGUCAGCACUUGCAAACAACGAUACGGGAGGAUAAAUGAUUAUGUUUUUAAGUUCCCUGGUAGUUAUGAAGCCGCUGUGAAAGAGAAGACCAGCGGCCAAAACAUAAACGAUGUCAUGAAAGCUGCUCAUGACAUCUUUUACAACGACUACUUGAUGAAGUUUACCAUUGAGUAUGCAUGGAGGGAGCUACGUUUUGAUACUAAAUGGUGCAAAACAUUAUGUACUAAAGAUUCAGCAAGCACAAAAAGAAGGAAGUUUGAGGAGGGGUCGGCUCAGUCAUCAACCUCGCAAACCGAAUGCAAUGGCGAUGAUGUCUUUGAGGUUCGACCGCCGGGUGUGAAGGCUGCAAAGGCUAAAGCCAAGAGGUAA
Molecule: messenger RNA, 675 nt
Organism: Eutrema salsugineum
Lineage: Eukaryota; Viridiplantae; Streptophyta; Magnoliopsida; Brassicales; Brassicaceae
Product: glutathione S-transferase T3-like
Exons: 2
Coding region: 1-675 (224 amino acids)
Source: RefSeq, a predicted model, not a curated record